UAAAAUAAGUGAAGUGACAAAAUAAAUGAAACAAAUUGAAUAGAAAAAAAUUUGAGAGUCACUAUGUACUAGUUCGCGGUUAAAUGCCUCGUUGCAUUCGAUAGCAGUUGAUGGCAGUGCCGUAUAGUGUCGCAUGUGAUCGUAUAUCGCAUGAGUGCGUUUCAUUUCACCGAUAUCUUUUUGAAACUAUGAGUAUUUCCGUGAUAUGUGAGUGAUUCAGUGCCGACGCAUCUCGGCCUGGGAAAUCAUCGUGGGGUGAUAGCAUGAUGGUUGCGCGUGAAAGGACGUACGGGCAGCAAAAGCAACGGUUCUGAGGAGGUAUUAAAUAGCCUUGUAAAAUGGCUACAAAAACAGAUGAUGCAGCAUCCGUUGACAAUCCAAAUGAUGGAGAAAGUAUGGACAAGGAAAUAUUAACUCUUAGUAGUAAUGAUGAAAGGAAUCUCCGUAUCCCACCAACAUAUAUGUAUAAUACAGGAUCUGAACAAAGUACUGGUAGCUUGGAUCAAGAACAAGGUGGAAUUAAUCGUAAUCAAGCUACUGAAGAUCAACUUGGACCUUUGCCACCAAAUUGGGAAAAAGCUUUUACAGAUACUGGAGAAGUGUAUUUUAUAGACCAUAAUACAGGAACAUCUCAUUGGCUGGAUCCAAGAUUGUCAAAAUUUCAAAAAAGAUCUUUAGAAGAAUGUUUAGAUGAUGAAUUACCAUAUGGAUGGGAAAAAAUAGAUGAUACUCUUUAUGGGACAUAUUUUAUUGACCAUGUAAAUCGUAGGACACAAUAUGAAAAUCCGGUUCUGCAAGCAAAACGAGCACAACAGAAUUUAAUUGAUAGAAAAAGUCCAAAUUUUACAAGAAAUCCAGACAAAUUAAAGGGUCAAAGAAUAAGAACUACUUUGAUAAAAAGUGCAAGAGGGUUAGGUUUUACUAUAGUUGGUGGUGAUGAUACUGUGGAAGAAUUUCUUCAAAUAAAAAGUGUUGUACCAAAUGGUCCAGCAUGGUUAGAUGGAAAGCUGCAAACUGGUGAUGUAUUGGUAUAUGUAAAUAAUACAUGUGUCUUGGGAUUCACUCACAAUGAAAUGGUAAAUGUAUUUAAAUCAAUUGGGAGUGGUGAAACUGUUACAUUAGAAGUAUGCAGAGGUUAUCCAUUACCAUUUGAUCCGAAUGAUCCAAAUACUGAAGUUGUUACUACGAUAGCAGUUAAUGCACCAGAUGUUUUAACCGAAGAACCAAGCAUGUACAUGGAUUUGGGACCUCCUUUACAAUCAAAUUCACGUUUCAAUUUUCUAGAUUCUACAUUUUUGCCAGUACAUAACUUGCAGAAUGGUGAAAAUCUUGCUACAACAUCUGUAAAUUCUAUGCCUGACCUUUGCAUUUCAGACAAAAUUAAUACAAUUAAGAGACCAAGUAGUACAGAUAUUCUUUUAUCAGAAAAUAGUGAAAUUAAUGAAUGUAAAGAUUCUCCUGUGUCUUCCAAAUCAGAAUUUCUAAGUAUUGCUAUAGUAAAAGGAGCAAUGGGAUUUGGUUUUACUAUAGCAGAUUCUGCGCAUGGUCAAAAAGUUAAGAAGAUAUUGGAUCGUCAACGUUGUAAGAAUUUGAUGGAAGGUGAUAUAUUGGUUAGUAUAAACGAUAUCAAUGUAAGAAAUAUGUGUCACUCAGAGGUUGUCCAAGUAUUAAAAGAUUGUCCACGCAAUGAAGAAGCUCUUGUUCACGUUCAAAGGACCACAAUAAAAUCUAAAGAAAAGAAGGAAAAAAACACUCAAGAUUUUUUCAGAAGUAAGACUCCUACUGCAGAUAUUUAUAGUACUCAAUCUAAAACAAUAAUACCUAGCAGACCAAAAACACCAUUAAUAGAUACAAGAAGUCAUCCUAAAUCUCCUACAGCAGCAAGUAGACCAAACUGGAAUGAAGUACAAAGUGAAAAUGAAUUGAAUCCACUUGAUACUCGAUAUAAAUAUUCUGAAUAUAGUCAUAGCAUGUAUUAUACUGAUCCAUAUAAAGCAAACAUUACGAACUUAACAGACAGCUUUGCUACCAUGACAAAUUUGGAUGAUGAAUCUGUAAGAAAUGUUACAAAACAUGAUUGGGUAACAAAUGAUAAACUGAAUAUAAAUAAUGACUUAUAUUCUAUUAACAUUUCUCAUCAUGAAAAUAUAUUAAAACAAAAUGGAAGUAUACAUUCCGAUUAUUAUAAAGAUUUAUACGCUGUUCAAUCGCAUUCCCAAUAUAAUGAAACAGAUUAUAAUGUUUAUUCAAUUGGUCAAGAACAAAAUGUUGACACUGGUGAAAUUUGGGAUAAGCGAAAGGAAACUACCAGCUUUGAACAUGAACAACCACAUUCCAGUUCUAUAGCACGGUAUCCACAAUAUAGUAAUGAAUUGGUUUGCCCAAUUGUACCUGAUAUAGAAUGGAUUGAGACACUUGUGACAUUAGUCAGACAAGAUACAGGGUUUGGAUUUAGAAUAGUAGGUGGUACAGAAGAGGGAUCUCAGCAGGUUUCUGUUGGUCAUAUUGUACCUGGUGGUGCAGCAGAUCUUGAUAACAGACUGAAUACGGGCGAUUUAAUUAUGUCUGUUGAUGGAGAAAGUGUAAUGAAUUCUUCACACCAUCAUGUAGUGCAAUUAAUGAUAGCUGCAGCUCAAAAUGGCAGAGUUACUUUGGGAAUACGUCGCCGUAUUAAUACUCAAGAACAUUUACAAGAUAAUCUCCAAGCUUCAAAUGAUAUAAUAAUACAUAGUAGACAAAUGAAUCUCCAAUAUCCUUAUGAUGUGACAGUCACUAGAAUGGAAAAUGAAGGAUUUGGUUUUGUAAUUAUAUCGUCAGUUAAUAAAGCUGGCUCUACGAUUGGUAGAAUAAUUGAAGGAUCUCCGGCGGAACGAUGUGGGCGAUUAAAUGUUGGAGAUCAUAUAUUAGCUGUUAAUCACGUUGAUAUAACAAAUGUAUGUCAUAAAGAUAUCGUGAAUCUAAUCAAAGAUUCUGGAUAUUCUGUGACCUUAACAAUUGGUUAUCCUCUUGAUGAUUGUUGUAGCAGCACAUCUUUAUCUCAAAAGGAUGAACCAACAGGAGAAGGAGAUGGAGGUCAAUAUCAUGCUGUUGAAUUAACGCGUGGAACUCGAGGAUUUGGAUUUAGUAUACGUGGUGGACGCGAAUUUCAGAAUAUGCCACUAUUUGUGUUGCAAAUUGCUGAAAAUGGACCUGCAUCUAUCGAUAAUCGAUUGAGGGUUGGUGAUCAAAUAAUCGAAAUAAAUGGUAUCAAUACUAAAAAUAUGACACACACGGAAGCGAUUGAAAUUAUUCGUAAUGGUGGUCCUUCUGUUCGCCUGUUAGUACGACGUGGCUGUCAAAUGCCAUCAGUGAGUAAUCUCACACUCGACCAAAUAAGUAUUCGACCAAUUGGUGAGGGCACCCCACAAAGGCAUUUAUUGAAAUUAGACGAGAUGGGUGUGCACCCUAAAAAACAUCCGAAAGUUCGAUUUUCCAUUUUAUUGAACUGCUGUUCAUCUAAAAAGAGAUAUCUAUAGUAAGCAUUCUUGGUAUAAAUGUAAUUGAUACUUUAAAUGUUUAUACAAUAAGUAAAUAUUUAAUAACAAUAACACUGAGAAAUUUAUAAAAGAAAAUUCAGACUUAAAAAUCAUAGUCGAUAAUUACUAUACAUAUUUUUACUACAAUUGCAUACUUUUUGAAAACCUUUAAUCACACAGUUAAGAUAAAGUGAUAUAUGCUACAGUAAAAAUGACAAAAGUUAUAAAAUGUGGUCUCAAAUUUACAUUUACCAAUAUUAGUUUUUGCCAAUAGGUAGUAUUUUAUGUGAAGAAUAAUUUGAAAUUAAUGUAAAAUAUUCUAACUUUGUUCUAUAAAAAAAUAAUUUUCUCAUUGACAAAUCUUAUUUAAGAGAAAUUAGACUGUAAAGAUAAUAUUUAAAGUUUCCCUUUGUGGAUGUUUUUCUAUAAAUCUUGUUGUUUUUUAAUUAGAAUUUAUCAAGACACCAACAUAAGUGUGGCCUUGAUAAAGAACUCUUCAAAUGAACAUAAAGAUCUUUUAGUAUUUUCUACUAUUAUUUAGCUAUCUUUACGACCAUCUCAUGUCUUAAUAACAUUUAAAAGAUGAGUGGGAGUACUAUUUCCUUAAGUAUUUAUUACGACGUAUCUGAGGUGUAUAUGUAUGUCCAUUAAUAUUUAAGUGUUCGUACAACCAAAGAAGCAAAUGCUCUUAUCAAUCAUUUUCUUUUGACAUGCAGUUUAGAGUAUUGAUAUCAAUCGUUUAUUAAUUACAUUAUUUAAAGAGCUUUAGAUUAAAAAAUAGAAAGUUUCUGAAUGAGAGAUGAGAUUGAUUAAAAACUUUUUUACACCGGUUUCUUCCUAUCGUUUUGCGAUAAUUCAAAGAGUGAAUGUUUAAAACUACAAAAUAUAUAUUUUUUUACUAUCGAUUUAGCGAGAGAUAAAGAAACUUGUUUGGCCCGAGUUAUUGAUAAAGUAAGAAUAACAUAUUAGAUUGUAUUUUUAGAUCUCAGCAUUGAUGUAAGAAACAACAUGUAUGCAUCCAGACACGUAUGUGGAAAAUCACCAUAAUUCAUUAUAUGUUCGAAUAAGUAAUCUCUGCCGCAUAUCAUAUAAAUGAUAAGAAGCAGCAGUCCCUAUUGAAUGGAUCACAUUUACUCACUUCAUAACCAUCGUUUAUUUUUUAUAAUUAUAUAUAUAUAAAUACAUAUACAUAUUUGUAUAUUAUGUAGGAUAUCAUAUAUGUAUCUAUAUAUGAUAUAACUGUAAAUAUAUCUAUGCAUUUUUAAAGACUAAAUGAUCAUGUUGACUAUUGUUGACUUAAUAUCUAAAAUAACAGUAUGUUAAUUAAAAUAUGAUAAAUCUUUUCAAUUCUUUACUGAAACAAUUUAGCUAUCUAUUUGUUUACAUUAACUCUUGCCAAAAUAUUGCUUAUAUAUUUUGAAACUUUUAUGCCUUUUAGUAAUAUGAUUAUAAUAAAAAUAUUUUUUAGCCUUAUAGUAUACACAUAUCUCUUUGAGUAAAAUGAUUAUAAGACAUUUUAGUCUAUACUUGGAAUGGGUUUACAUUUUAUUGUGAUGUAAAAAUUAUAUUUCAUACAUUUCCGUUAUAGAUUAAUAAUGAAACUGGCAGUUAUUCAUUCUGAUGCUCGAAAUUUAUAAGAUCUCUCUCUACCAUAAGAUGAUUAUAUAUAUGCUUGUCUCAUGUAUUUAUUAAACAAAUAUACUUUUGUAUUCUAUGAAUGUAUUUUAAAAAUAUCAAUAAUCGUUAUCUAUAAUGCGCAAAAAUGAACACAGAAAAUUAAUAUUGUUACUACGAAAAUAUUGUGUCAUCAUUAUAUUGUUGUUGAAACAUAUUGAUAUAAUAAAUAAUACAUUAAAUAUUGUGAAGUAACGUUACCUUACGUUUGCUCUUAGGUCAAAUCUUAUAUCAUGACACAUUGUCUUUUUAAAAUUAUGUAAUAAAAAGAAUAAAAUCAAAAAGAAAAUAAAAUUCAUAACAAAUA
Molecule: messenger RNA, 5496 nt
Organism: Vespa crabro (European hornet)
Lineage: Eukaryota; Metazoa; Arthropoda; Insecta; Hymenoptera; Vespidae
Product: membrane-associated guanylate kinase, WW and PDZ domain-containing protein 1-like
Exons: 11
Coding region: 339-3515 (1058 amino acids)
Biological process (GO): signal transduction
Cellular component (GO): cytoplasm
Molecular function (GO): protein binding
Source: RefSeq, a predicted model, not a curated record